This is a messenger RNA of Exaiptasia diaphana, 3482 nucleotides long. RefSeq lists its product as uncharacterized. The record is from RefSeq and is a predicted model, not a curated record. The annotation marks the transcript as partial. Lineage: Eukaryota; Metazoa; Cnidaria; Anthozoa; Actiniaria; Aiptasiidae. The transcript has 17 exons.
UGUGCUUACACAGGCGCUUGGGCUGCUCUWUAUAACGAUAAAGGUCAGUACUUUCAAAUCGACUUUGGACAAGCUGUGAAAAUWACAAAGAUUCUGACUCAAGGACGACCUGCUUCUUGGGGCAGGUCGGAAUGGGUUAAGAGCUACUGGUUGUCAUAUAGUCAAGACAAUGGCGUCUAUGAACCUUAUGUGAAAGAACAAGAAAAAGGCAAAUUGAUUUUCGAAGGAAAUAAAAAUAGCAAUGAAAUUAAAUCCAACAAACUUGAUGACCCAAUAUUUGCAAGAUAUCUUCGAGUACAUCCGCUACUGUGGAAACGUCACAUCUCAAUGAGACUGGAGAUUUAUGGUUGCACUAAAGGCUUCAUUCCUCCAGUGGUUCCYUCUUGCUUGUCCGCGUUGGGUUUGCAAAGUGGCGAUGUUCCUGACUCAAGGAUGACUGCGUCAUCACAAUGGAGUGGUAGCUAUAAAGCAGCCARUGGYAGACURUAUUUCCAAAAGAAAUCGGGGAGAAAAGGAGCCUGGGUAGGAAAACAUGGCAAAGAUCAGUGGAUGCAAGUGGAUCUCGGUAAAACGACUAAAGUACAAAUGGUUGGUACCCAGGGGCGUUCUGGUACUAAUCAAUGGGUCAUCAACUACUGGAUCUCUUACAGUGAUGAUGGGAUAUUCUGGCAGAAAACAGAUAUAUUUACUGGGAAUUCAGACGACUAUUCCGUUGUAAGRAAUCUUAUCGACCCUCCAAUUUAUGGCCGAUACUUCCGAAUUCAUCCAGAUCAGUAUCGCAGCUAUAUGUCGAUGAGGGCAGAGUUCUACGGCUGUACAUCUGGCAAGGACUUCACUCCUCCAAAACCAAUCUCUUGUCUACAAGCAUUGGGUAUGAAAGACAAAAAGAUCCCAGAUGCCAGCAUAACAGCUUCAUCCUCGUGGAAUGUCAAAACUUAUGGUCCAGAACGCGCGAGACUUGGCACAACAAGAGAAGGAUCAAAAAGAGGYGCAUGGUCUGCMAAAACUAACAAGGGCAAUCAAUGGCUUCAGGUGAAGUUGGACMAAACYAGUAAAAUUACAAGUGUUGCGACACAAGGUCGUCMGGAUUCAAAACAAUGGGUAAAAACCUUUACAUUGGAAUACAGUCAGGACGGACUGCACUUUGAGAAAUAUUUGAAAGGCAAAGAGGUGAUUCUUGGAAAUACCGAUCAGAAUACUCCYCAUGGACUAAUUCUUGAUCCGCCAAUCAUUGCUAGGUAUAUUCGAGUAUUGCCAAAAUCAUAUCACGGACAUAUAUCUAUGAGAAUGGAGGUCUACGGGUGUACGUCAGGAUUUACACUCCCGCCAUCGCCCAGUUGUCUAAAGCCACUUGGUUUAGAGGACAAACGGAUAACAGAUGAACAGAUGAUGGCCUCAUCUCAAUGGAGUGAUAGUCAUGCCGCUAGAAAUGGUAGACUAAAUUCUAAGAAARCAGGAAGUAAUAGAGGGGCGUGGUCAGCAUUACGUAACAACGUCUACCAAUGGCUAGGGGUUAUGUUUCCCAAUGUUGUCAAGGUAACAAUGUUCGCCACUCAAGGACGUCAAGACCAUCCCCAGUGGGUGAAGACGUAUAAACURGAAUACAGUCUYGAUGGMUAUGAGUAUAAGACUUACUCRAUAAAGGGACAACCAAAAAUUUUUAAUGGAAACAGUGAUCAGAACACGCCAGUAGCACAUCGUCUAACCAAAGAAAUUUUUGCCCGAUACGUUCGUGUGGUACCAUUAACSUGGAAAAGACAYAUUUCAAUGAGACUCGAAAUUUAUGGAUGCACUGAAGGAUUCGUUGUGCCCUCUAUUCCUAAAUGCCGAGAGCCACUUGGACUUCAGAGUGGUUUGAUAAAGGAGGGUCAGAUAACUGCUUCUUCAGAGUUUAGCCGAACCCAUCGUGCAGACAAUGGCAGAUUGUUUUUCUACAAACGAAAAGRAAGAACUGGAGGAUGGUCAGCAAAAAGRACAGAUUCUAAUCAGUGGCUGCAGGUCGACUUUGAAAAGCACGUGGAGAUUAAGGCAGUAGCAACACAGGGCCGUGAGGAUGCCAACCAGUAUGUUAAAAGAUUCACCUUGGCUUACAGUAGUGAUGGAAUUUUCUGGACAGAUUAUAGAAACAAAGUUGACGGUAAUGUUAAGUUGUUUAAAGGAAACCGUGACCGAUUUAGAGUGGUGCGCCACAUGCUGAAAAGAACAAUCAUCGCUCGGUUUAUCAGAAUCAAGCCAAAACAAUGGCACCGUUACAUAUCAAUGAGAGCUGAAUUCUAUGGUUGCAGGCAAGGAUUUCCUAUUCCAACACCUCCUGUUUGUUCCGAAUCCAUACGCCUUGGUGAUUGGAUGAUGUCUUCAUCGUCCUAUUAUAGAGAAAAACUUGGCCCCGUAUAUGGAAAAGUUGGAUAUAAAGGUGGAGACGGUUCCUGGUCAGCCAGAAAAAGAAGGAAAAACGAAUGGCUGCAAGUAACAUUCGACCAUGAGAUGAAAGUCACAGGAGUAGUGACUCAAGGCCGAAAUAAAGUUGAGCAGUGGGUAAAGAGUUAUAUUAUUGAAUACAGUCAAAAUGGAAAAACAUUCACUYCAUACAAAGAAAAGGGGGUCGUAAAGCUUUUCCAAGCGAACAAGGACAACAGGGACUUUGAAGUUCAUAAACUUGCCGAACCAAUAGUGGCUAUUGCUCUGCGUUUAAAGGUCAAAUCAUGGAAGGGAUGGGUAUCGAUGCGUAUGGGACUAUACGGAUGUCCAACAGGUAAAAAACCAGCCAGUCCCCCGUGUCAAACCCCCAUGGACGUGGGUAUCAUCAUGGACCGAUCAGGCAGUAUUGGCUCCGCUAACUUCAAGAAGUCUCAAGAUUUCGUGAUGAAAAUGAUCAAGCAUUUUGAGUACGCUUCAAGUGCAUCGCGACUCGGUGUCAUUGCUUAUAAUUCAAAGGCUAAUGUGAUAUUCAAGUUUAACGACAAAGCCGCUCAAAAUCCUCUCCAAUUGGAGAAAGUGAUUUACGGCAUCAAAUAUCUUAGAGGUGGAACCCGUACUGACAGAGCGAUCUCUUUAGCCAAUAGCCACCUUUAUUCUCCCAGCGGUGGUUACCUUAGCAACAGACCAAACGUUUUGUUUGUGUUGACUGAUGGUAAAACAAACAGGGGCAGUGAGCCGUACAAAACUGUUCUUGAUCCACUAUUGAAAAAGAAAGUUACCGUGAUUGCCGUUGGCGUUGGAAAAGGAAUUGACCGUAGUGAGCUCAAAGAGAUUGCUAAYUACAAAAACAAACACGUUUUCUUAUUCCAAAAUUUCAUGGAGUUAUCUGAGAAGUUAGACGAUAUCCUCAAGGCCUCUUGCCCUUAAGUAUGAUAUGACRACACCGAACGCACAUCAUGUGACCGUGAUUGUGAUUAUACUCUAUUGGGUGAAAUUGUGUGUCAUGGGUUAUAUAAUMUUCAUAGCAUAGCUGGGAAUAUUUAUUGUGUUCUAAGAAUUUUUAA